AAUCUUUUGUCCCCGGCGGCGCUGAGCCAGCAGGGCGCCGCGGGGUAUAUACUGGGUCCGGUGGAGGACAGCGGCGCACCAUGGCGCAGCGCUCCGGGAAGAUCACUCUCUAUGAGGGCAAGCACUUCACCGGGCGGAAGCUGGAGGUCUUGGGGGACUGUGACAACUUCCAGGACCGCGGCUUUAUGAACCGAGUGAACUCUAUCCGUGUAGAGAGUGGAGCCUGGGUCUGCUUUGAUCACCCCGACUUCCGGGGCCAGCAGUUCAUCCUGGAGCACGGCGACUACCCUGACUUCUUCCGCUGGAAUGGCCACAACGACCACAUGGGCUCCUGCCGGCCUGUAGGAAUGCACGGGGAGCAUUUCCGCCUGGAGAUCUUCGAGGGCUGCAACUUCACGGGCCAGUGCCUGGAGUUCCUGGAGGACUGUCCCCUCCUGCAGAGCCGGGGCUGGACCAAGAGCUGCGUCAACGCCGCCAAGGUCUACGGGGAUGGCGCGUGGGUCCUGUACGAGGAGCCCAACUACCGUGGCCGCAUGUACGUGGUGGAGAGGGGCGACUUCCGCAGCUUCUCCGACUGGGAGGCCCAUAGUGCCCGCGUCCAGUCCCUCCGCAGGGUGGUCAACUUCUUCUAG
This is a messenger RNA of Sciurus carolinensis (gray squirrel), 632 nucleotides long. It is a transcript of the gene Crygn, whose product is annotated as crystallin gamma N. The transcript has 4 exons. Gene Ontology annotation, molecular function: structural constituent of eye lens. The coding region runs from base 81 to 632 and encodes 183 amino acids. The record is from RefSeq and is a predicted model, not a curated record. Gene Ontology annotation, biological process: lens development in camera-type eye; visual perception. NCBI's taxonomy places the organism in Eukaryota, Metazoa, Chordata, Mammalia, Rodentia, Sciuridae.